This is a messenger RNA of Nicotiana tabacum (common tobacco), 3717 nucleotides long. RefSeq lists its product as uncharacterized. The record is from RefSeq and is a predicted model, not a curated record. Gene Ontology annotation, biological process: protein import into nucleus. Gene Ontology annotation, molecular function: protein binding. NCBI's taxonomy places the organism in Eukaryota, Viridiplantae, Streptophyta, Magnoliopsida, Solanales, Solanaceae.
GGCCGUAAAACCCACUUCCGCCAUUGAAAUCAUGGUAAAAACUAGGAGUAAUAAAUCAAACACCGACGAAAAUCUGAAGACCUCAAGAAGCAGAGAUGCUAACAAAAUCUCAAAAUAUUCACAAAACCAACCAUUCAUUCUCGGAAGUGACGAUGCCUGUUAUGAGACUACGGAAUGUGACGCCUAGCAGUAGCUGAGAUGGGAAAUUUUGUUGUUAUGGAUAGAGAGUUGACUCAGCUCCAAAAGGACCAGAUGGAGGCCAUUCUCGGGCAUGAGUCUGAGCCAUUUGAAACCUUUAUUUCCGAUCACAUAGAGAGCUCCAAGGAAAAAGAUUCGGAGGCUAAGUCAAUGUUCAAGAUGAUGAAGCAGAACGAUCCUGACUCCUUUGCUCUUAAGCUUGCUGAGUUUCUUGGCCCUUCCCACGACCUUUAUUACCGUGAAGAGUGUGCUGUUCUCCUCAACAAGUUGCUUACUGAUGACAAUGAUGACGACUUAUGCACUUGGCGCAAUCUAAGUCUCUCCACUCAAUCCACCAUCAAAUGUAUAAUCCUUAAUCGUAUGAGCCUGGAAGAAUCAGAAUUCAUCAUGCUAGAGCUCAGUAACACCGUUUCGAAGCUGGCUGCUUCACUUCUCCCAAAUAACAAAUGGCCUGAAUUAUUUCCCUUCUUGUAUCAAUGCCUCACUGAUGAUUCAACUUCAAACAAUUACUUAAAAUUUUGUUCUUUCUUAGUAUUUGGGAUGCUAGCUGACGACAUAGGCGAAACAAUAGUCCCUUGCAUAAAGAAUUUGCACCCACUAUUCCUUAAUACACUGAAUGAUGAUACCCUCUUUCUCAACGUGAGGAUCGCUGCCACAAGAACUGUGAUCAGCUUCAUUCAGUGUGUACCGGCCAAUUCAAAUGAGAAUGAGCGGUUUCAAGAUCUAUUGCCAUGUAUGAUGAGGACAUUGACUGAUGGGUUGAGCAUAGGUGAUCAGGAGGAUCUAGCACGGUAUGUGCUGGAUUUUUUUAUUGAGUUGGCGAAGAAUGAGCCUAGGUUCUUUAGGCGGCAACUAGUGGUUGUUGUGGGUUCAGUAUUGGAUAUAGCAGAGGACGAGAAAUUGCAAGAGGGGACAAGGCGCUUGGCAGUUGAAUUUUUGAUAACAUUGGUUGAGGCUAGGGAGAGGACACCUGGGAUGAUGAAGAAGUUACCGUUGUUUAUUAGCAGAUGUUUUACAAUGUUACUGAAUUUAUUACUAGAUAUUAAGGAUGACCCCGCUUGGCAUAAUGCCAAGGAUGUGGAUGAUGAUACAGGGACUACAAGUAACUACCAUGUUGGUAAGAAGUGUUUAGAGCGGUUUUCUAUUGCAUUAGGAGGUAAGUCUAUUAGUUAUAUUGCUAUAGAGCAGCUGUGUGCUUAUGCGGCUGCCCCAGAGUGGAAGAAGCGCCAUGCAGCCCUCUUUGCACUUGCUCAGAUUGCUGAAGGUUGCUCAAAGCUGGUGAUGAUUAAGAAUCUGGAGCAACUAGUGAAUAUGGUUCUUAAUUGUCUCCAAGAUCCUCAUCCUCGAGUCAGAUUGGCUGCUUGCCAAGCAAUUGCCCGGUUGUCGAAAUUCUUCUGUCCAAAUUUUCAAGAACAAUACCAUAACCAAGUAGUUCCUGCAUUAACUGCAGCUGUUGAUGAUAAACAUCAACGAGUGCAGGCAUAUGCCGCGGGAGCUCUCUCAGCUUUCUAUGGGUCUGACAAACCAGAAACUUUGAUACCUUACCUAGAUGGAAUAGUUAACAAACUGCUUAUACUUCUACAGAAUGGUGAACAAAUGGUCCAAGAAGAAGCAUUAUGGGCAUUGUCUCGUAUAGCUCAAUGUGUUGGGGAGCACUUCCGGACCUAUUAUGAUACUGUUAUGCCACACUUGAAAGCUGUAUCAAUAAAGACAGAUCUUAAUCUCAUUCUUCGUGCCAGAGCAAUGGAGUGCAUAAGCUUUGUUGGGUUUGCUGGUGGGAAGGAGAAAUUUAGAGAAGACGCAGAGCAGGUUAUGGAAGUGCUUAUAUCAUUACAAGGAUUACAAACAAAUAGGGAUGAUCCUCCUACUAAGUACUUGCUAAUAGCAUGUACUAGAAUUUGCAAUUGCCUGGAACAGGAUUUUCUUCCUUAUAUGAGUGCAGUCAUGCCGUUUAUGAUUCAUUGUGCUCAACUUGAACCCGAUAUGACUAUCUUUGCGGGGUUGGUCCUGCGCAGCUACGCUCUGACAUUAGAGGAAGACUUCUACCCAUGGAUUCCCCAGGUUGUUUCAGUCUUUGUUCCACUUUUGAAAUUCUAUUACCACAAUGAAGUCAGGAAUCAGGCUGCUAAAGCCAUGGCCCUCCUGUUGCAUUCUGCUAAAUUGGCUGUUGAGAAAGGGAUUGCUCAAGAUGGAAGUGAGUCAUAUUUCACAAAGUUGUCAGGCCAUAUAAUACUGUCUAUGGUAGAAGCUUUGCAUGAGGAGCCUAUGACAGAAAUAUGUGCAGUCAUGUUGGAUGAAUUGUAUAGGUGCCUGCAGAUCUGUGGCGCACUUCUCAAUGAAAGUCAGCUUCGCCGGAUUGUGGAUGAGCUAAAGCAUGUCAUUACAGAAAGUUCAAAUAGAAAAGGAAAACUCGCAGAGAGAGCAAAAACAGAAGAUUUUGAUGCUGAGGAAGCUGAAUUGCUGAAGGGUGAAAAAAUGCAAGAAGAUCUAAUUUUCUCCCAUGUUGGUGCAAUAUUGGAUACAUUGAUAAAAAACUUCAAGGCUGCUUCCUUGCAUUUCUUUGACGAGCUGUCGUCAUAUCUUUUUCCUAUGUGGGGCAAAGAUAUAACAGCUCAAGAGAGACGUACAUCAAUUUUUAUCUUUGAUGGUCUUGUCGAGGAGUGCCCUGAAGCGGCUCUAAAGUACUGUGAUGUAUUUCUACCUUUGUUCUUGGAUGCAAGCAAUGACGAAUGCCCGGCUGUUAGACAGUGUGCUCUUUAUGGACUCGGGCUUUAUGCGGAAUAUGGUGGUUCUGUUUUCAAACCUUUUGUUAGAGAGACUACUUCAAGGAUCAAUGUAGUGAUAAUGCAUUUUCGGGCUCGUGAACUUGAGAAUGAACAUGCAUAUGAUAAUGCUGUUUCUGCACUUGGUAAGAUAUGUCAGUUUCACCGGGAAAAUAUUGACUCAGCCCAGAUUAUUCCGAUUUGGUUGAACUGCCUGCCUAUAAAGCGUGACUUGCAUGAAGCCAAAUAUGUUCAUGACGAGCUAUGUUUGAUGGUUGAAAGAUCAGACGAAGAACUUUUGGGUCACAACUAUCUACACCUUCCAAAAGUUAUUUCAGUUUUUGCAGAGAUUAUAUGUGCUGGAGAGGAUCUUGCUACCGAAGAAACUGCAAAACGCAUGAUUAAUCUUUUGAGGCAUUAUCAGAAAACACUACCACCAGUCACCUGGGCAUCAGCAUGGUCAUUGCUAUUGCCUCAACAGGAGAUGUUACUGGAAUCCUUUUUGUCACCUGUGGAAGAUGUUAACUUGUAACCAAUGCACUGAACCGACUAGUCUUGUGAACUUGUGGGAAUCAAAAACAUUUUUAUGCUCAAUUUUUUUACACAAAUAUUUCAUUCUUUUGCGGAGUGAGGUCUUAUCCGGCCUAUCUAUGUGUGAUACAGCUCAAAGUUGGUCAAAUGUAUAAGGAUAACAACACUAGUCAUUUUGUUCAUGUACUUUUUUGUUGUCAAAAGUACUUUUUAUUGCGUCAACUCA